Molecule: messenger RNA, 2299 nt
Organism: Elaeis guineensis (African oil palm)
Lineage: Eukaryota; Viridiplantae; Streptophyta; Magnoliopsida; Arecales; Arecaceae
Product: serine/threonine-protein kinase STY46
Biological process (GO): protein phosphorylation
Molecular function (GO): protein serine/threonine kinase activity; ATP binding
Source: RefSeq, a predicted model, not a curated record
CUUUCUCUCUCUCACCCACCCUCGAAAGUUCCACAAAGGUUCAACGUUCCGUUCUCUCUCUCUCUCUAUCUCUCGCUCGCCCCCUCCCCCAAAAGACCGUUCUACCCCCGUUCCGUCCCGUUAAUCUCCACCUGCCCACUCCUAUAUCACCGCCAAGAACUUCUCUCUUUACCUCGCUCUCUUCGCUCGCCGGAACCCUAGCUUACAGCUAGCUCUGGUCUCCCCUCCGAUGGGCGCGCCGUGAGGGGGGGGGGCGGCGGAUCUCGUGGCGGCUUGGAUGGAGGCAGGGGUGGAUGAGGCGAUCGAGGAGGUUGGGGAGAGCUCAUCGCCGCCGAGGGGGCUCAGCCACGCCGGCGGAGAAGGAAUCGCGCCAUGCGACAUCAAGGACGAAAUCUUUGCGCGGCUGAUGGAGAACGGGAUCGAGGAGGUCGUCUCCAAUCCCCACUACAAGGACGAGCUCAUUGCCCACUUCAACCGCUUGCCGGCCAGUUACCUAGUGGAUGUGAGCAUCGAUAAAGCUGAAGAUGUCCUGUUACAUCAGAAGAUUCUAGCAGAGGCCGAGAACCCAGAAAGGCGCCCAGCCUUCCAUGUCCGUUUCAUGAAGCUUGAGGACUUAAAUUUGGACGUGAGAAAGACCACUGAGGACACUGAAGAUGGAACAAAUGUUGCAGAUGCUCUUCCUACAAGGCAUGAUGUUACAUAUGUCCCAAUUCAUGAAGUAACUUUUUCUACUAUUGACAAACCAAAGCUCCUUAGCCAGCUGUCUGCUUUGCUAUCUGAUAUUGGAUUGAACAUCCGUGAAGCUCAUGUCUUUUCAACAAUGGAUGGCUAUUCUCUGGAUGUAUUCGUUGUAGAUGGGUGGCAUGAAGAGGAUACAGAUGGCUUGCACAAGGAGCUUGAGGCAGCAAUUGCAAGAAAUGAGGGGUCGUGGUCCGGUUCAUCUCAUUCUUCAGCUGCGGAGAAGAUAUUAGCAGUGCAACCAAAAGUUGGUGAGUGGGAAAUUGACAAAAGAUUAUUAAAGAUGGAAGAGAAGAUUGCAAGUGGAUCUUGUGGGGACUUGUAUCGUGGAAGUUACCUUGGUGAGGAUGUUGCUAUUAAAGUUCUAAGAUCUGAGCAUCUACAUGAAACUGCAGGGGCAGAAUUUGCUCAAGAAGUAAUGAUUUUAAGGGAAGUCCAACAUAGAAAUGUUGUUCGAUUUAUUGGUGCUUGCACAAAACCUCCACAGCUAUGCAUAGUAACAGAGUACUUGUCUGGAGGAAACCUCUAUGACUUUCUUCAUAAGCAUCAUAACAUCCUGGAGCUCCCUGUGCUGCUGAAGUUUGCACUUGAUAUUUGCAGAGGAAUGGAUUAUUUGCACCAAAAUAACAUUGUUCAUAGGGAUUUGAAGACAGCUAACCUGCUGAUGGAUAACAAUCAUGUUGUGAAAGUGGCAGACUUUGGUGUUGCUCGGUUUCAAAAUCGAGGGGGGGAUAUGACAGCAGAAACUGGGACAUACAGAUGGAUGGCUCCUGAGGUUAUAAAUCAUCAACCUUAUGAUCACAAAGCAGAUAUCUUCAGUUUUGCUAUUGUGCUUUGGGAGCUUGCAACAUCAAAGAUCCCAUAUGAUACCAUGACACCCCUGCAAGCCGCCCUAGGGGUGAGGCAGGGAAUGCGCCCAGAGCUUCCUGAGCAUGCACAUCCUGGACUGCUAGACUUGAUGCAGAGAUGCUGGGGGACAGCUCCUGCUAAACGGCCCUCUUUUUCACAGAUCAUCGUUGAGCUUGAGGAACUUUUGAAACAGCUUGCAACUAGGCCAUCGCUGUGGUACACAGGCUUACCAAUUCUCUGUCAUUAUAAUAGGAAAAUGGGGAAACGAGCAAGCCGGAAACAGAUGCUUCAGAGAAAUUGGAGAAAAUAACCAUUCCAUAUGUAGAUUAAUGGCAGUCAUUGCGAACGAAGUUUAACAGAGACGAAUCAAGCUGAUACAAUGUGCCAAUGUAGCAGCAUUUGGUUGACUUCCACCUCCGUUCAAUUCACGUUUCUUCUGUGGUCUUUAUCACAAAGAAGAAAUCUAUAUAGAGCCUUGUUGAUAUUCUGUCUCGGCUGCCGGUUCUUUGGUCAAAAACCAUACUCAACACAAUAUUGCUGGCUACUGUGAAUAUUUUAUUUCCUCAUUUAUACUGAUCCUUUUCACAAGAAAUCACACCCAGGGGCGAAGACCAAAAUUGUUGUUUUCUUCGGUCUAUGUAUUUCUAAACUGACUUGCAAAUCUGCUGAUUUGGCUAAUCAAUUUACUUGGUGUACGGCUGCCUAUCUGUCA